CCUCAAACGCGUGUACCGCGCUCGUUAAAGAAAGGACGUUUCAAAAAAAGUUUGGACUUGGCUGAGAAGGAGCGGGGAGGGGAGGGGGGGGAAACUUGAGGUCGACCGACAAACUUCCUUCUCGUAUUGACUUGCGUAAUAAACGUUACGAGCACCGCCCCUCCGCCCACCCCCACCCCGCUCCAGAAACAAACGACUGCUUGGUAACAGUGCGGAGCGGCGCCGGCCAGAAGGCGGAAGAGAGAGAGAGAUCAGAGAGUCUGUCAACCGAGAGCGGCUCGGCGGAGAGUGGAGCAUGUCCGUCAAGGCCACGCAGCAGGCGGAACACGCCGGCCUGCCCAAGUUCCUGUCAGCGCUGUUUUACGCCGGCGCUUCGCUCCUCAUCACUGUGGUGAACAAGACCGUUCUCACUAACUUCCGAUUUCCAUCGUACCUAUGCCUAGGAAUUGGCCAGAUGAUCGCCACCAUUGUUAUCCUUUAUGCUGCAAAAGUGAACCAAAUAGUUCAAUUUCAGGACUUUGACAAAGGUAUUCUCCUCAAAAUUUUCCCCCUUCCCUUGCUUUAUGUGGGAAACCAUAUAACAGGACUCGCAAGCACCAAAAAGCUAAGCCUGCCCAUGUUCACAGUGUUACGAAAAUUCACCAUAUUGAUGACAAUGAUUAUGGAAGUCUAUAUAUUGAGAAAAACAUUUCCAAAUCGUCUCAUCUACAGCGUCGUGGCCAUAGUCCUUGGUGCCUUGGUCGCUGCAAGUUCUGACCUGGCCUUCGAUGUGGAGAGCUACACUUUCAUCCUGCUGAACGACGCCUUCACUGCUGCCAACAAUGUGUACACCAAGAAAAAAGUAGGCCCUGAGGGUCUUGGGAAAUAUGGUGUCUUAUUUUACAAUGCUGUCAUCAUUGUCAUCCCUACUGCCUUGGCAAGUGCAUUCACGGGAGACUUGUACAAGGCAGCCAUCUUUAAGGACUGGAUGAAAGUCACCUUCAUUAUUUGUUUCUUUAUGUCCUGCAUCAUGGGGUUCGUGUUGAUGUACUCCAUAGUUCUCUGCAGCCAUUAUAACUCAGCACUUACUACCACAGUUGUUGGUGCAAUAAAGAAUGUUGCAGUGGCCUACAUUGGGAUAUUUGUAGGUGGAGACUACCUGUUCUCUUGGACAAACUUCCUGGGCCUCACUAUUUGUAUGUUGGGUGGACUUAUGUACUCAUACCUGACCUUUAGCAAAACGUUAUCAGAAGAUAAAGCGGAACAAGGGAACUGAAGAUUUUCAUUGAAGAAGAUUACGCAGACAAACGCCCCACCAAUUAAACUGACAAUAUUCCCCUAAGCUUGUUCUUAGCACUAUUCUGCUCCAUAUUGGAACAAAUGACUUAUUCUUCCCAUUUUGUGCUCUUAUACCAAUCAUGUAAUCCAAUAAACUAACAGAAAAUGGAAAUCA
Lampris incognitus (smalleye Pacific opah) is the source of this 1432-nucleotide messenger RNA. It is a transcript of the gene slc35d2, whose product is annotated as solute carrier family 35 member D2. Gene Ontology annotation, molecular function: antiporter activity; GDP-fucose transmembrane transporter activity. The transcript has 12 exons. Gene Ontology annotation, cellular component: Golgi apparatus. The record is from RefSeq and is a predicted model, not a curated record. NCBI's taxonomy places the organism in Eukaryota, Metazoa, Chordata, Actinopteri, Lampriformes, Lampridae. The coding region runs from base 296 to 1255 and encodes 319 amino acids.